GUUACAAAACCCAAAGUAUACAAUGACAAAAGUUAUCGUCUCCAACUGAAAUCUCUUUUCUGGGACUACAAUGAAUGCAGCUGGUUGAUGCAGAACUGUUGCACAUUAUCAAAAUUCUGCUUUUGACUCACAGCCUGUAGGCUACACAUCAGCGAGAUCAAGAUCACUUUAUUGAAGAUGAAAUGGAUUCGAAUUUGGAUGUUAGAGAUGCUUCAGAUGAUGUGAGGAUUGUCCUGCUGGGAAAAACUGGAGCUGGGAAAAGUGCAACAGGAAACACAAUCUUAGGGAGAAAAGCGUUUAUAGCAGAUGUAUCUCACAAGUCCAUUACUAAAGAGUGUCAGAGAGAAACAGCUGAAGUUAACAGCAGACGCAUCACUGUGAUUGAUACUCCAGGACUGUUUGAUACUGAACAUGAAGAGAUUCAGAGAGAAAUGACCAACUGUAUCUCAAUGAUACUGCCAGGACCUCAUGUGUUUAUUAUUGUACUGAGUUUAGCACAACGCUUCACAAAUGAGGAGGAAGAAUCAGUGAAGAUCAUUCAAGAGAUGUUUGGUGAAAACUCUUUAAUGUACACCAUGAUACUCUUCACCAGAGGAGAGGAGCUUAAAGAUGAAACCAUUGAAGAGUUUUUAGGAAAACCUGGAUCUCCUUUAAUGAAUCUCAUUGAACAGUGUGGUAACAGAUAUCAUGUGUUUGAAAAUACUGAGACUGAAGAUCACACACAAGUUUCUGCUUUACUGGAGAAAAUAGACAACAUGGUGACAACAAACGGAGGGAGUUAUUACUCAUCUAAAAUAUUCAGAGAAAUGGAGCGAGAAAAACAUGAGAAAGAAAUAAAGAUACUGAUGGAGAAAAUAGAACAACUGAGCAGAGAGAAAGAAGAGGAGAGAGAGAGAAUGAAGAAGAUGAUAGAGGAAGAAAGACAGAAACAUGAGCAAGAGAGACAGAAAAGAGAAGAGGAAUUUAUAGAGAGAGAAGAAAGAUAUAAAAGAGAAAUGAAGGAGCAAGAAAAACAGCUGCGAGAUGAGAUGAGAAGAGAACAAGAGACAUUAAAAAAUGAAAUAAAGGAAAGAAUCAAUGAAAACAAAGAUCUCCAGAUCAAAUUUACAACACAAAUAGACAAACUGAUGAAUACAAUAGAGACUGAACGACAGAAUCGUGAAAAAGAGAGAAAGAGAAGAGAAGAUGAGUUUAGAGAGACAGAAGAAAGAUAUAAAAGAGAAAUGAUGGAGCAAAAGAGACAGAUGGAAGAUGAGAUGAGAAGAGAAAUAGAGACAUUAAACAAUGAAAUUGAGGAAAUAAAGAAAGGAUACAAAGAUCUCCAGAUAGCAUUUAUAAAAGAAAAGGACAGCGCAGAUAGAGAAAGAGAAGAUCUUUUGUUAAAACAUGAAACAGAGAUAGAGAGAAUGAAAGAGAUGAUGGAGGAAGAAAGACAGAAUCACGAGAAAGAGAGGAAGAUAAGAGAUGAUGAUUUUAUAGAGAGAGAAGAAAGAAAGAAAAGUGAAAUGAAGCAAAAGCGAGAGAUGCAAAAAGAGAUGAGAAUGGAAAGAGACAGCUAUGAGAGAGAGAAAUCAGAUGAAAAAAUGAGAAAAGAAGAAGAGGAUCAGAAAAGAAAAGAAAAAGAACAAAUGAUGUUGGACCGGUAUGAGAAAAUAAAAAAAGAGAAAGAGAGAACAGAAAGAGAAAGAGAAGACCUUCAAUUAAAACACAACACAGAGAUGGAGAGAAUGAAGAAGAUGAUAGAGGAAGAAAGAGAGAAACGUGAGCGAGAGAAGAUAAACAGAGAAGAAGAAUACAAGGUAAAGAUGAAAGAAAUAGAGAGAAAAACACAGAAACAGAUGCAAGAUGAUGAAAGGAGGAGAGAGGAAGAAAAACAAAACUGGAGAGAAAAACAGAAGAUGCUUGAAGAAAAAAUCCAGAAUGAGAAACAGUUGAGAGAAGAAGAAAGAAAGAUUUAUGAAGAUAAAAUUCAUCUGAUUGAACAACAGUGUGAAGAUAAACUCAUGAUAAUUAAAUCAGAGGAGUAUGAAGAAGACAAAAGAAGAGAAAUAGAGAAAAUUAAAAUCUCCUGCUCUCAAACAGACUCAUGUCAUCUGAUUGAACCAAAGAUCAGCAAACAGCUUGAAAAACUCUUCAGUAGAUUAAAUUUAACAAACAGACAUCAAGAUAAACUGAGAACAGAAGAUUUUCUUAAAAUCACAAAAUCUUCACUUCAGUCUCAGGAGCCACAGAAAGAAACUGAACUUAUAAACUCAUUCCUACAUAACCUGUUGAACAUGAACUACAGAACAAGAGAAACUCACAUAAAACACAGAGAAGAUCAACAAACACCUGCAAACUACAACCCUGAAGUUGACUUUGAUAUUCAUGUGAUGGAUGUUCAGAUGGCUGUGUUUCAUUGUGCUGAUAGUUUCCUAAAGCAGCUGAUGGUCACUAAACUCUCACAGUGUCAGUUUGCUCUUCCUCUGCUUGUUCCUCAUCCAUUCACACAACAGAUUGAGUUUCCUCUCUGGGCAUUCAGACAAAUCAACAAGAGCUGGAAGAUGAGAAAUAAUGAUAAUGAGAUCAUCAGUAAAGUCCAGCCUGUGUUCAAAGCAGAAACUCCAAUGGUGUCGUUCUUCAGGUUUGGCUCCUUGUCUUCAUCAAAGUCUCAGCUGAUAAACAGUUUGAUCAAUGAGAAGCACAACACAUUCUUCCACAGAAACUGCUCAGGAAGCAGCAGAACCAGACUACUGAUGGAUGGAGUGGUGGAGAUCGCCUGGUAUUGUCCAUCUGGAAAAAACACAGAUAAAUUUACUGACUGUGUUGCCUUCUGUAAUCUUCACGGUGAUGCAGGAGACAAUGAGAAACAAUAUGAGAUUUUAACCAGUAUGUCUUCAGUCAAUGUCCUCUUCUUAUCUGAUUUUGGACAGAAGAACCAGUAUAAGGGUUUGGUGAGGUCCCUCUUCAGAUCUACUCAACCUCUUAUCUGUCUGCUCACAGAAAAUGACUGUAAUAAAAGUAAACGGACAGAUGGAAAAUUCAUCUUUGGUCUUUUGAACAAAAAUCAAUCUUAUCUAUCUAAUGAAAUAACAGAGACAAUCAGAUUGAGUCUGAAACAGCACAAGAAGACUUUUAAACUGGAAGAUGUGACCAAACACACAGGAAUUCAAGUAGAUGAGAAUAAUGAAGAGUGUCAGAGAGGAAAAGAGGCGGUGCUUCAGAUGAUGAGAUCACUGGAUGUUAAAGAUCCAUCAAAAGUUAAAGAAACAAAUCUGCCCUGUCAGGGGAAACUGUGGCAUGACUGGUGUAAAAAAAACAAAGAGCUUCGUCAUCUAGGAGGAGAAAAUCUAGAAGAAGAUAAAAGCACAAAACUGAAACUGAUGAGAGAAAUAAGAGAACAGCAAAUGUCACAAGGAUCAAGUGAAUUUAUGAGGAUGUUUUUUGAAGCACUGCGAUCACUGAAAAAUUGUGAAAAAAAGUAUUUUCUGACAUGGAUGAUAAACCUGUUGGAUGGCUUCAAUUCUAAAAUGCUUUGUGACACUCAUAAGGAGUAUGAUCGGACAUGGAAGGAAUUCUUAGCUAUGCAACAAAAGCCAGACAAACAAGACCAACUGAGGAAUAAACAAACAGAGCUUGAGGAAAUAUCAGAACAAAUCAAUAAAACCUUUGGUUUGGAGCACAUUGUUAGAGAGCUCGGUCAGAUCUAUGAAUCAUGGUCAUCUGUAAAGAAAAACAAUUUCUCUGAUCUCCCGAGUCUUGCAGCAGAGAUGAUGAUCUCUGGAUUUCCACUGGAGUUGAUGGAUGGAGAUGCUGCUCAUGUUCCUCUCAUCUGGAUUAAGGCUGUUUUAGAUCAACUCAUCCAGAAACUGGGAGAUCCGAGAGUUUUUGUGCUGUCAGUUUUAGGGAUUCAGAGCUCUGGUAAAUCCACUUUACUCAAUGCCAUGUUUGGUCUUCAGUUUUCUGUCAGUGCUGGUCGAUGCACCAGAGGAGCUUUCAUGCAGCUUAUCAGAGUAUCAGAGGAGUUGAAACAACAGCUGAAGUUUGAUUUUAUUCUGGUUAUUGAUACUGAGGGUCUUCGUGCACCAGAACUGGAAGGUGGAAGGUCAUCAAGAAAUCAUGAUAAUGAAUUGGCCACAUUUGUUGUUGGUAUUGGAAAUCUGACAUUGAUCAACAUCUUUGGAGAAAACCCAUCUGAGAUGCAGGAAAUUCUCCAGAUUGUUGUCCAGGCCUUCAUGAGGAUGAAGAAUGUGAGACUGAAUCCCAGCUGUAUGUUUGUACAUCAGAACGUUUCAGACGUCACAGCUGGAGAUAAAAACAUGGAGGGAAGAAGACGACUGCAGGAGACACUGGAUGAGAUGACAAAACUUGCUGCUAAAGAAGAAGUCAGUGAUGCAGGAUACUUCAGUGAUGUCAUUGCAUUUGAUGUUCAGAAAGAUGUGAAAUAUUUUACUCAGCUGUGGGAGGGAAGCCCACCAAUGGCGCCACCAAACCCAAACUACUGUGAGAAUGUUCUGGAUCUGAAAGAAUCUAUUUUAACAAAUGCUUCAGAAUCAAAUGGCAUAAUGCUGUCACACCUAAGGGGACGUAUUGAGGAUCUCUGGGAGGCUUUGCUGAAUGAACAGUUUGUGUUCAGCUUCAAAAAUUCAAUGGAAAUCGCAACUUACAGGAGAAUAGAGACAAAAUACAGCAAGUGGAGCUGGAGCCUUCGAAGUGCAAUGAUGGAAAUUGAAAACAAACUACACAACAGAAUAGAAAAUGAAGCAGUUUGUGAAGUUGAGGAAACCGAUCUACAAAGAGAACUUCAUGAAAAAAGUGAAAAAGUGAAAAAGUCAAUGUCUGAAUUCUUUGAGAAAGACAGAGAUGCAGGAAUACUGAAUCAGUGGAAAGCUUCAUUUGAAAUAAAAAUCAAAGAGCUUCAGGAAAACAUUGUGAGGGAGACAAAGAAGAAAUUAAAUCAGGUUCUUCAGCAGCGAGAGAUGAUGAAAAAGAUUGAUGCUCAGAGGACACAACAUGAAAACAGUCUGUUUCAAAAGAGCAAAAAACUUGGCUUGAAACUUAAAAACAAAGCAAAUGAUGAAAAUAUCAUGAAAAAAGAGUUUCAUUCCUUUUGGACAGAGCAGAUGGAAAAAAUCAUCACAAACACUCCUCCAGUUCAAAACAUUGACAUAUUAAAGGAUGUGACAGAUCUCCUCAGAAACACCUAUGAAAGUCUCCCUGUAGACUAUAAGAAAAUAAGCAGUGAGUACAUUAAUAUGCUCUCUCUGCAAAGCUAUUCAGAUUAUGUACAGGUAAAGAGAUCCAGUGGAGCUAUGGGACCUUUAAAACAAUUCUACAAAGGAGCUAAAAAGAAACGUAGCUUUGUUUUAUCUCCAGACGAUGAAGUUCAUGUAAGAACUUUAAUCAAUGAAAUGGCUGAUCACACAGAUAAAAUGAUUCAGUCAUAUAACAUUGCAAAGAUAGGCUACAACAUCAGCUGCAUUCAACAACUCAUAGAUUACAUAAAGACAAAAAUAUCAAAUUAUGAAGAAGAGUCAAAUGUGAAAUAUGUGUUCAAGAGAGAAUUCUUCAGGGAUUUGGUUGUUUGUAUUUGUCAGAGAACAAACAAGACAUUCACUGAUCAACACAAAAUAUUCAGAGGAGGAAAUGAUCCUGUUCGGUAUUUUAACCUGAAAAGAUUAGAGUACUACAGGAUUUUUCAGAAAUACUGUCAAGGAGCAACAUCAGCUGCCAUUACUGCUGAAUUUAUCUGUAAUAAACUUAAAGAGACCAUUGAGCAGAAUGUCUACAAGAAAACUGCCAGAGAUUUAGCAGAUGAAAUAAAGACAAACUGUGAAUCACUGAAUAAAAACAGAUCAAAUCUGGAGAAACACAUCCUGAAGAGGCUUGCAAAUAAAGAGGAUUUUAAAGCAUACAUGAAGUACAUCCAGAAUCCAAAAGAUCACUUUAAAAGUUUCAUCAGAGAUGAAGUCAGUCAGUACAUCACUGAAAGAUUUCAUGAUAGUGUUCAACCUAAGAUGGAGAAGAACAUUACACAGCUGCAGAAGAAGAUCAGAAAUGCAGCUCAAAAAUCCACCAAACACAUUAAAGAGAUCAAUGGAGAUCUUCAUUCAUGGUUGACUCAUUUCACUCAUCUGCUGUCUGAUGUUCUGGUUUUCUCUGUAAGUGACCUCACUGGAGUGAAUUUUACUGAUGUUGAUAUCACUGUCCUAGAAGAUGUAGUAAAAGAGAUUCCUUCUGUAAUAUUUGACACUCGCAUUAAAUUCACCACAGAAACAUUUCCAGUGAAGCUGAACACCACAGACAGACCAGAUGAGAUUCUGAUUGAUCAUUUCUAUCAGUGCUGUUGGGUUCGGUGUCCUUUCUGUGCUGCCAUCUGCACCAACACCAUAGAAGACCAUGAUGAAGAUCACAGUGUCCCAUUUCAUCGUAGUAAUGGACUGUAUGGGUAUCAUUACAGAGGAACAAGAAACCUAGCUAUCAACAUCUGCACAUCAGCAGUAGCCAGUGAUCGAUCAUUUUAUCCAGACCCAGACUCAGAUGUUUUGUGCCUUUGGAAGGAAUACAGAAAAGGAGGUCCUAAAUAUGCUAAGUGGAGCAUCACCCCUGAUCUCUCUGAGCUGCCCUACUGGAAAUGGUUUGUGUGCAAAUUUCAGAAGAAUCUGGAGGAGUACUACAAGAAAACCUAUGAGAGGAAUGGAAAGAUUCCAGAUGAAUGGAGAAAAUACUCAAAAGAGGAAGCCAUUGAGAGUUUGGAUAAAUACAUUUCAUGAAACACACAAAGACUUUAGGAUAUUGGUACACAAUACAGUUUGAAAUUAGUUUAAUGUGAAAUUGUCAGGGCUGAAGAAAGCAGGCAAAUGGAUCGCAGUGCGGAUAACAGAUAAUUUAUUGAAAUAAUAAUGAAUGUAAAUAGACAAUAGCACGUCUGGGCGCAAAGGCCACUCCGAGACAGACGGCUGGGGCGAGGAGCACACACAGACACUGGGGCGACGAACCACACACGUUCGGGCUCCAGCCAGACAAACGAACGGUGGGAGAGAUUAUGUUACAACAAUAAAUAUAUAACCACAACGACACAACAGGGAAAUCCGUAGACAGUCCGGCAAACCGGCACCCGUGGCAGACGAGGAGGAAAGAUCCUGCGACGGGCAGAGAGAGAGAGACAGAGUGUUAGUGGUGCUGACGGGAGAGGCUGGACAGCUCCAGUGGUGAAGGACCCUCCUGCUGGACAGCGGCAAUGCCGCAGAGAGCGUCCGCUGCUGCAGAUAAUAAUAGCAGUCCUAAAUAGCAGGCAGAUAGAGCAGCAGUCCGAACAAAUCGACAGAUGACAAAAGUCCAGGAAGCCGUCAGAAAACACAGAGUCUCAGAGUAAAUCCUGGGCAGCAAAAGCACAGAUUAGCGUGGCCAAAUAAACAAAACGAUAAACUGGGCAAAACUGACAAACGAAUGACAAGACAAGACUUCAAACUAGCAGAGCUAGUAACUAGUGAGUACAUGGACAAGUACAGACGAGUACAUCGACAAACGGACUUGCCAAGACACACUAGACACACAGGGAUUAAAUACACAGAUCAGCCGAGAGGAUAACAAGCAACAGGUGAGGAAGACGAGAGGAGGCAAUCACACUGAACAGGAACACCUGUGAGGGAAGCACACGUGAACCUGUAAAACACAUACAAACACAAGACAACCACAGUACCAACAAGACAAAACCAUAAAUA
Messenger RNA from Paramisgurnus dabryanus, 7703 nucleotides. Its product is annotated as interferon-induced very large GTPase 1-like. NCBI's taxonomy places the organism in Eukaryota, Metazoa, Chordata, Actinopteri, Cypriniformes, Cobitidae. The record is from RefSeq and is a predicted model, not a curated record. Gene Ontology annotation, molecular function: GTP binding.